Asparagus officinalis (garden asparagus) is the source of this 1560-nucleotide messenger RNA. RefSeq lists its product as uncharacterized. The record is from RefSeq and is a predicted model, not a curated record. The transcript has a single exon. Bases 1 to 1560 code for a protein of 519 amino acids. Lineage: Eukaryota; Viridiplantae; Streptophyta; Magnoliopsida; Asparagales; Asparagaceae.
AUGGCGCCGAAUAAAGAUUGGAUGGACCUAGUAGAUGAUGAUAGACUUGAUCCAAAAUAUAAAGAAGGGGUUGAUCAGUUUUUGGACUAUGCAUAUGAGAAGCUGUUGGAUAGUUUUAAUGAAAAGGAUGAAGACUUUGAAAUUCGAUGUCCAUGUAUUAAAUGCAGCAAUGUGAAGUCUGGUAAUCGUGAGUCGGUAAAGACCCACUUGAUUAUUCAUGGAAUUAUUAAAAACUACAGAUUUUGGUGUCAUCACGGCGAAAGACAGGGUGAGUCCAUUUCGGAGUUUGAUGAAGAACAAGAAGAAAUGAUAGAAGAAAGCCAGAGUGACGAUGAAAUGCAAGAAAUGAUUGGAGAUUUAUUUCAUAAUUCAACUGGCGUUGUUGCACCUGAUGCCACGUCGAGUCAGGAUAUUCUUGAGCAGGAACCAGAUGGACAUGCAAAACAAUUCUACAGUCUUUUAGGUGACUCCGAGAAACCUUUGUAUGAAGGCUCUAAAUGUUCAAAGUUAUCUUCUUUAGUGAAACUACUUCACAUAAAGAGCCUAAAUAGGUGGAGUAAUAAAUCAUUCUUAAUGUUGCUCCAGUUUUUGAAUGAGGAGCUAUUGCCAGGGGAAUCAACACUACCUAAUUCGUAUGACGUGGCCAAAAAAUUAAUCCGAGACCUCGGCCUAUCAUAUGAAAAAAUUGAUUCGUGUCCAUUCUCUUGCAUGCUGUUUUGGAAAAAUGAAGAAGAUCUUGAUACGUGUCAGAGAUGUGGUGCUUCUAGAUGGAAACUUGAUAAACAUGGAAAAGAGAUCAAGCGAAAGGCAAAUGGUAAAAAAAUACCACAAAAGACAUUGCGAUAUUUUCCUCUUAAGCCACGAUUGCAAAGGCUUUACAUGUCUUCGAAGACAGCUUCUGAUAUGAGAUGGCACCAUGAAAGACAAGUUGAGGACGGAGUGAUGAGGCAUCCAGCUGACUCUAAGGCUUGGAAAAACUUUAAUGAGCUACAUGAAAGCUUUGCCGAAGAGCCCCGAAAUGUUAGGCUCGGUCUUGCAAGUGAUGGUUUCCAACCUUUCACAAAUUCAAAAGUUUCUUAUAGCAUAUGGCCCGUUUUACUUGUACCAUAUAACUUACCACCAUGGAUGUGCAUGAAGCAAUCUAAUUUUAUUUUAUCUAUGCUCAUUCCUGGUCCAACUGGUCCUGGAGAUGCUAUUGACACCUACUUACAACCAUUGAUAGAAGAACUAAAGGAGUUGUGGGCCUCAGGCGUUCGAACAUAUGAUGUAUCUCUGAGACAGAAUUUCAUUUUACGUGCAGCACUAAUUUGGACUAUUAAUGAUUUUCCUGCUUAUGCAAAUUUAUCUGGAUGGAGCACUAAGGGAAAAUUAGCAUGUCCUUGUUGUAAUAAGCACACUCACUCUAUCAGGUUAAAAUAUGGAGGCAAGCAGAGCUAUAUGGGGCAUCAUCGCUAUCUUGAUGAAAAUCACAGUUGGAGAAAGGAUAAGAAAUCAUUUGAUUGCACUAGGGAGAGAGGUUAUGCAGCGCCGAAGCUGACAGGAGAUGACAUCCUUAAGUAG